AUGGGUGGAUUUAUGGCUCGCAUGGGCACUAAUAACUUGAUGACUGCUGAGCCUUGGGGACUAGUGUGCUUCCUGCAUAGAUCUCCAUUGUCUUAUCUUGAGAGUUCUGGAGACUUUACGAUUAAGAAUUCUGGAUUAGAGAUUUAUAAUGAAAAUGUCAGGGACCUGCUGAACUCAGAAUCAGGUCGAAAUCUCAAGCUUCCAGAUGACUCAGAGAAUUUUGUAGACCUCGCUGGAAGUGAAAUUGCUUCACAGACACAUGCAGAUGGGGCGAGGCUCAGAGAAGGUGGUCAUAUCAAUCUUAUUAGUUUGAUGACUCUGACAACUGGGAUAAUAAAGCUCAGUGUUGGGAAAAGAAGCGGUCAUAUGCCCUACCGGGACUCAAUGCUCACUCGCUUAUUGCAGCACUCACUUGGCGGGAAUGAACGAACUGCCAUCAUUUGUACUCUACGUCCAGCACUUAGCCCUGGCGAACAAUCUCGAAACACUCUCUUCUUUGCCACAAGAGCAAAGGAAGUCACCAAGACUGCCCAAGUCAACAUGGUUGUUUCCGAUAAGCAGCUGGUAAAACAUCUACAGAAGGAAGUAGCCGGGCUGGAAGCAGAACUGCGAACUCCUGACCCUUCAAAGGAAAAAAGACUUAAAAUUCAGCAGAUGUAGGGAGAAAUUGAAGAACUGAGACGCCAGAGGGAUUUUGCAAAAUCGGGGAUGAGUUGCAGAAAAAACAUCAAGAGGACGAGCACAUUGGAAUCGCCACCACGUGAUGUAAAGAAGUGUCUCUCCUACUCUGAUGCAUUAUUAUCAAAACUUGAGAACAAGGAACUAUGUUAAGCCAUGAGGCAAUCAUCACUGCAGCUUUUUGCUCUAAUGCAUGAAAUCCGUAAAAUCGAACAUCUUCAGGAGCAACUUGGAGAAGAAGCCAAUCGAGCUCUAGUUGUAUUAUGAAAGGAGGUUUCUUGUCAUGGACUAGGUAACCAAGAUGCAGCCGAGAUCAGCCAAGCAGAAAUAAGGGAAAUGCAAUCUAUUCAACCAGCUUCCAAAGAAGUAGAAAUUGGAAGUGUUGUCGCCCCUAACAAGAGCGUCAGCGCCAACCUGAAGGAUGAGAUAACAAAACAUUCUCAAGGAAGCACCAUUGCAAAUCUCGAAGAACAACCCCGGCAAGUUUUGGAAAAUGAGAUAGAAAGCAGAGCACCGGAAAAUGAAGAUUUCACCGGUGAGACCCAGCUAGAGUCCGAGAAAGAGAGACUCCUACAAAAAGUGAAGAUCGAAGAAUGUGGAGAUGUUUCACCAAAGGAAGGAACUCCGGGCUAUCGUCGUUCUAGUUCAGUUAAUAUGAAGAAAAUGCAGAAGAUGUUUCAGAAUGCAGUACAGGAGAACGUGAGAAGCGUAAGGGCUUAUGUGACAGAAUUGAAAGAAGGUGUUGCAAAACUGCAAUACGAAAAGCAGCUACUUGUUUGCCAGGUCCUUGAGCUCGAAGCAAAUGAAGCAGCUGGAUAUAAUCUUGAAAUGUGGGAUGUAUGCUUUAUAUCCAUCAUCCAUAGGACACAGUUUUAUUUGUUAUUCAAGGGAGACCCUGCUGAUUGGUUACAGCAGCAUUUGGCAGAAAUUGGCAAUGCAAGCCCUGCUCCUCGUGUUGGAGAUGAGCCUACAAUUUCUCUAUCGUCAAGUAUCAGAGCAUUGAGACGUGAAAGAGAGUUUCUUGCAAAGAGGUCUUCACGUUUAAAUGUGGAAGAGAGACAGGCAUUUAAGCAGAGGAAACUGCAGUUUGUGAACAAAUUAUGGACAAAUCAACAUAUGAUCAAAUACAUGGAAGUGCUGAGAUAGUGGCAAAGAAAGAAGUAAAGAUGACAAGUAUAACUUGUAAGUCUUCAUCUUGUUUCCAUUGGUUGAUUGUGAAGUAUAACUACCAAACAGUUUUAGUUAUCUUUUUUCCUUCUCUCCUUUCCUGCCAAGAACAGCAAGGUUAGUAAAAUAAAUAAAAACUGAAUUAUUGAA
Ricinus communis (castor bean) is the source of this 1995-nucleotide messenger RNA. RefSeq names its product kinesin-like protein NACK1. The record is from RefSeq and is a predicted model, not a curated record. Gene Ontology annotation, molecular function: microtubule binding; ATP binding; microtubule motor activity. Gene Ontology annotation, biological process: microtubule-based movement. NCBI's taxonomy places the organism in Eukaryota, Viridiplantae, Streptophyta, Magnoliopsida, Malpighiales, Euphorbiaceae.